CUUCAAUUCUCUUCAUCAACAACUAGCAUAAUUCACCAUAACAAUGGCCGAAGAAAAUCAACAAGAAAACCCCACCACCGAAGGGACUCACCAACUCCAAAUUCCGAUAAGCCGAGUGAAGAAAAUCAUGAAACUCGACAAAGACAUCAACAAAGUAAACUCAGAAGCCUUACAUCUCAUCGCUAGCUCUACCGAGCUUUUCAUCGAACACUUAGCUGAGAAAUCUGCACAAGUCGCGUUAGAGAAGAAGAGAAAGACUGUAAAACUCGAACAUUUAAGAGUUGCUGUGAAAAGACAUCAACCUACGAGUGAUUUCCUUCUCGAUUCGCUUCCCUUGCCUUCUUCACAGCCGUCUGAUCCAUUUCCGAAGGUUCAGAAUCGUACUCGAUCAUCGACGGAUAAGACAGUUCCUACUGGAACACGACGAAUCGAGGCAUUCUUUCAGAAGUGCACGUAACAGCUUGUUACCUAUUGUAUUGGAUUGUAUUGUGUUGUUAGUUUAAAUACAAUGUUUGUUUUGAUUGUUACUUAAAUUUUAUUUACUUACUCACGAAAAGUUCCAUUUUAUGUAACACUGAUUACCUUAUUUAUUUUUUCAUAUUUUGUGCUUACU
Lycium barbarum (goji berry) is the source of this 613-nucleotide messenger RNA. RefSeq lists its product as uncharacterized. NCBI's taxonomy places the organism in Eukaryota, Viridiplantae, Streptophyta, Magnoliopsida, Solanales, Solanaceae. The record is from RefSeq and is a predicted model, not a curated record. Bases 44 to 457 code for a protein of 137 amino acids. Gene Ontology annotation, cellular component: nucleus. The transcript has a single exon. Gene Ontology annotation, molecular function: protein heterodimerization activity. Gene Ontology annotation, biological process: regulation of DNA-templated transcription.